CCUACUCCCUUACAGUCAGCCAUGUAGCUGGUAAACAUCCUCCUUCCACCUGGAAAAAGGAAUGGGGCCCCAGUUUUAGGGCCUUGAGAGGCGCUUUUCUGACACCGUCUUUCCAGGACAAUGAGACCUUUUUCCGUUUUAGCUACACUCGGUGGCGGCGGAAACUGUCCCAUUCCUGCACUAGGUCUGAAAGCCAUCCUCCGCCCCCGGGGCGAUGCCCUGUGACGUCACUGCGAGGCGCCGGGGAGCCGGCGACUGUGAGUACACCAUGACAGCAGCUCCUGACAAUACCCGCCCUCCCAGCUUCUGGAUGUCCCUUCAGGUCUUGUGGUCUUAGCUGUAAAAGGCGAAGGGCGUAGGGUCGUUUCUGAUCCCACAGUAUGGAGGAAGGGAGAGGCGAUAACUUCGACGGUGUGAGCACCUACCGCCUUAUAAUGGAGUUACUGGAAGAAAUCCAUUUGAAGGAUAUAGUGCAACUAUCAAUGCUUGAAAUAAGACACAAGAUAGCGGAACUGGAAGCCAAACUCCAUACUGAUGAUGAAGGUGGUGAAUGGAAAGUUCGUUAUGAGACACAACUUGAACUGAAUGAUCAAUUAGAAAAGCAAAUUGUUUCUCUAGAAGAUAAAAUGGAAAUCCAUGGAAAUUCUCCAGAUAGAUUGUCUUGUGUUUAUGAACAAAUGCCAGUGGAAUACUUAAAUACAUUACUUAAACAGCUAGAAAAAGAGAAAAGAAGGCUUGAAAAUCAAGUGAAAGACUGUGCACUCAGACUGGAACAAGAAUCAAGGGCUUACCGCAAGACCAACGAUGAGCGCUGUAGGUACCUAGCUGAAAUGUCUUGGGUCUCUGACUCAUACCAAGUUUUUAAAAGGAAACAGAUGGAUCAACUGCCUAGAAUGAAAGAGAAUCUAGUGAAAAUGGGAAGAUAUAAACCAGUUACAAAGACAAUGAAUGCCAAGAGAGGACCAGUAAAAAAGAUUACAAGAUCAAACCAUCUUCCAAAACUCAAUCUCUGCGGACGACGAGCCAUCAGUGCGGCGGAGCGGGCGGCCAGGACGCGGCGGCUUGGCCGAGUUUCUCCUGCGUUGAGGCUGCCCCAGGACCCGGCACGUGGGCAACGGGCCAUGGCGGCCUCAAUUAUCCGCCCAGAGCGCGGCCAAAUCCCUGGCCAGGCAAAAAUAGACCUCUUGUUAGUUGGAGACCUCACUGUUCAGUACCUGGCAGAUAUUGCACAGAAAUCCUUUUCAAAUAUUGCAAAAGUCACCAUAACCAUCAGGAAUGUGGGGCAGGCAGCCGCACUGCUGAAGGACCGCCCAUUUGACAUGGUUUUCCUGAGGAUGACUUCUUUGCCAACAGCCGAGUUGCUGGGAGCUAUCAAAUUAAUUAGAUUUGGCAAGAAGAAAAAUACACGUUUGCUGUUUGUUUUUAUCACCCCUGAAAAUUUUAAAGGUUGUGUUUCAGGGCACGGAGCUGACAUUACUCUAAAUGAACCAAUGACCAUCGAGAAAAUGAGUAUUGUGGUAAAGUACUGGAAAACCUAUUUCUCAAAUACUGCUAAGAUUGAAUAUUCUGUAAAGCCUGAAGAACCAGGAUUGCCCCUGCAGAAGUCCUGCAGUGAACAAUUGGGAUAUUUUUCUACUGAUCUAUUUGCUUGCUCUGGAUCCCUAAGAAAUGACUUUGGGCUUGAAUUAAAGGCUCCGUUGCCAGAUUUUGAAAAAAACAAAAAGAUUUCUCUUCUUCAUUCAAGCAAGGAAAAGCUAAGAAGAGAACGAAUCAAGUAUUGCUGUGAGCAGCUGCGUACUCUGUUGCCGUAUGUAAAGGGAAGAAAGAAUGACUCGGCUUCGAUUCUUGAGGCAACAGUUGAUUAUGUGAAGUACAUCCGGGAGAAAAUCCCCCCAGCCGUUAUGGGCCAGAUUACGGACGUACUUCAGAGCAAUCGGAGGUUUUGUAAGAAGCAGCAGAUGUCCCUCCAGCUGUCCCUCCCAGGCACGAUCACAGCACAAAGGGAAAAUGGUGUGUUGACAAGCACUUAUUCACCUGUGAGAGGGAUCAGAUUCCUGACUAAUAAGUGCUUGAAUGUGUACUCUGUUCCUGCCUCAGGGGGCUCCUUGGAUGAAGCAGUGAGAGGUCAGUCCAGCUCCACUUCAGAGAAUGCAAUUGGUGACGUGUACAAAACUCGAAUUCCCAGCAAAGCCCUCUCCCUUAAUUCCUUCCAUGCUGUCAGAUACUAUUCUAAAGUCAUCCCUUCCUAUGAUGCAGCUGCUGUAACGAAUCAGAACAUUUCAGUUCAUUUUCCAUCAGCUGUGCCCAGAGUCUCCAAGUUUCUUCCUCAGCAUUGCAAUGCUGUGCGGGGCCAGACGUGCACCACACAUCCCAACUGUCUGCAACAGUUUUGGGCAUAUUAAUAGCACAUGUUUGAAAUUCACACUCUAGACCACCUGUUGGGUGCAGUUUGACCGUACAGGAAGAACGGAACAAAGAAAGAUCUUGAAAGCUACACCCAGAGACCUAAUAUCAAAAGCACUGUAAGGCUUCUGAUAAAUGUGCUAAAAGCUUCUGCAGACAGAUAGCAAAAGUGCUAGCCACCCGCUUUCACUGAUCUUCAUAUGUACUUGGAUCUCCCCAGCCAGAGCACUACAAGAACAAAUGGCCUGGUGACCUAGACUUUUUUUUCCUCCAAAAAGAUGCCACAAUUUAUGAUCCACUUGAUAAAAUGAGAAGAUUAGGGAAAUGCUUUGAUACUCCGGCAUCCCCGAGUAUAGAUGUUGCAACCUGAUCCUUAUUUUUAGUAUCACUGUGAAUUACUGUCGCACAUUUCUAGGUGGUAUCUUUCUAGAUUUGACAUUUUAGAGAGCUCCCUUUGUUAUUCACCAUCCAAACUAAAAUAGUUUGAGAGAGGAGUUUACCUCCUUACUUGACUCCUAAUGAGUAAAUUGACGUGUUUGUUUCUAUAUUUCACAAUUCCAUGAGUGAAAUCAUAGCUAAUAGGUAGAUUUUGCUUCCUGGAUCUUCAGUUACAGCCUAACAGGCUUUUCUUUGUUUUUCAUCUCUUCCUCCUACCAUCAUUAGAAAAGACCGCUGAAAAUAGGGGAGAAAAAUAUUUGUUUUACAUUUCACUGAAAUGUUCUUAUGCACAAUUUAAGUUUUAUUGUUAAAGAAAAUACUCAGUUUUGACCCUGAAAAUAAUAAUCUUUCUUUGUUUUGUUUAGAAAUAUGUGUUCCCUCUUUUAGUAGUACAGUGUAGGGACUUUAAUUUUACUUUUUGAAAAGUAAGUAAGAUUUUUGAAAAGUUUAAAAAUUCCUUUAGGCAUAGCAUAAUUUUUAUGUUAAAUUGUACAACUUUUCUUUGGAGAUGCCAUGAUGAUGGAAGCUGUAGAUGUUUGACAACUUUAUAAAGGAACUAAAAGUUUCCAACUAAGAUUGUACGCUUAUUAUUACAAAUGUGUGGUCGACCCACUUGCUUUUAGGAGUGAUUGCUUUGAU
Mustela erminea (ermine) is the source of this 3480-nucleotide messenger RNA. Its product is annotated as spermatogenesis- and oogenesis-specific basic helix-loop-helix-containing protein 2-like. Gene Ontology annotation, molecular function: protein dimerization activity. NCBI's taxonomy places the organism in Eukaryota, Metazoa, Chordata, Mammalia, Carnivora, Mustelidae. The record is from RefSeq and is a predicted model, not a curated record.